UCUCUGACACACCCCCUGUGUCCACUUCUCCGUCUGUCUGUCUCCUUCCCUCCCUCUCCGCCUCAGGUCCCAGCUCUUGGUCUCAAUUAGUUGGUGGCAGCAAGGCAGUUGGCAGGGCCCCCACCCCCGGUGGUUCCUCAUUACUGCUGGCAGCUCCUAAUGAGCCUGGAGGGGAGCUGACCCCGUGCCCCCAGCCCCUGGUCUGCGUCACUGCCUGCUGCGGGGGCUGCGGAGGCAAUAUAAGGGGGCUGCCAGCCCUGCUGGCCAAGCCCACUGUGCGGUGAUGGAGACUCACCAGGUGCCCUGGAGCCCCCGGGUGCGGCUGCUGCUGCUGCUGCUGCUGCUGGAGCCCUGGGGCACCCGCCCUGCCUUGGGAGUUGCCCUGCCCCCCGCGGGGGUCUUCAGCCUCCCCAGCACUGUCCGGGCCCGCGCUGGACCGGCCGCCCCGCUGUCGCGACGGAGCCUGGCGCUGGCAGACGACGCGGCUUUCCGGGAGCGCGCGCGGCUGCUGGCCGCCCUAGAGCGCCGACACUGGCUGAACUCGUAUAUGCACAAGCUGCUGGUCCUGGACGCGCGCUGAGCGCGCAGCCCACGCCCCAA
This is a messenger RNA of Sorex fumeus (smoky shrew), 600 nucleotides long. It is a transcript of the gene PTH2, whose product is annotated as parathyroid hormone 2. Gene Ontology annotation, cellular component: extracellular region. The record is from RefSeq and is a predicted model, not a curated record. NCBI's taxonomy places the organism in Eukaryota, Metazoa, Chordata, Mammalia, Eulipotyphla, Soricidae. Bases 284 to 580 code for a protein of 98 amino acids. The transcript has 3 exons. Gene Ontology annotation, biological process: neuropeptide signaling pathway.